UGGAACUGGACUUACUGCUGGACACUUACGACUUCUGUAUUCUGUCAGGAACAACAUCCUGAACACCAAAAUGGAAUUCACACUGAUUGUCACAGUACUCAUCGCAGUCUGGAUUGCUGCCAUAGAAUGCAGAUACCCUUAUGAAGAUACUUACAGACAAGGGGACAUCGUCCCUUACAGAUACAAACGCCGCCAUAUUCCUCGCGAUAGAGACUUGUCAGUAGAUACACAUCACGAUGAAUAUAAUGACCGUUAUAAUCCAAGGCAAGACAGCUAUUAUAAACCCAAACUCUACAGCAGUCACUAUUACCCAGAUGGAAGUUAUUCUUCGGCUGGCGGUUACCGAAGGAGAUAUAGAGACUAUGGUCCCUAUCUCCGACCCAGAGGUCUUGGGGGUUACAAGAAAAGCCAUGGUAUUUCUGACUAUGAUUAUGGUCACUACAGAAGACGAAAUUCCCGUGUUCAGCACAGGCGACUUGACGGCGAUGACAUUAACUAUGGUGGAAAAAACAGCUUUACUGGUCUUGGUAUACGAUUCAACUGAAAAUUAAUAAACUUACGUCUAUGGUAACAAGUUAUGUAUAGUGCUUAAUGGUAUUUAAAUGGAAAUAAAAACUGUUACAUUUAAA
This is a messenger RNA of Stegodyphus dumicola, 629 nucleotides long. RefSeq lists its product as uncharacterized. The record is from RefSeq and is a predicted model, not a curated record. Lineage: Eukaryota; Metazoa; Arthropoda; Arachnida; Araneae; Eresidae.